This is a messenger RNA of Mytilus trossulus (common blue mussel), 3337 nucleotides long. Its product is annotated as tumor necrosis factor alpha-induced protein 3-like. The coding region runs from base 158 to 3274 and encodes 1038 amino acids. NCBI's taxonomy places the organism in Eukaryota, Metazoa, Mollusca, Bivalvia, Mytilida, Mytilidae. The transcript has 6 exons. The record is from RefSeq and is a predicted model, not a curated record. Gene Ontology annotation, cellular component: cytoplasm; nucleus. Gene Ontology annotation, biological process: positive regulation of Wnt signaling pathway; cell migration; protein K29-linked deubiquitination. Gene Ontology annotation, molecular function: K63-linked polyubiquitin modification-dependent protein binding; DNA binding; cysteine-type deubiquitinase activity.
AAUUAUAUGCUUCACUACCGAAUAAUCGCAAGAGGUUGUGGGAAUUUUAGGGAAUUUCCAUUUGAAAAGUCCCCCUAUUUAUCGUUACAUACAAUCCAGAAACAGAAACUCUUCAAGAAUUCCCUGCUUAUUAGCAGAAAAGUCAAAUAAAAUCGAUAUGAGUGAUGUUGUACCACCUUUCAAGAAGAACUUCAGAGAUUGCAGUCCACACAUGGCAAAUUCCUUGCAGGAAUCGAUACAAAAUGACAUUGAUACUUCAGAACGAAACAAGACGUUUUGUUUAAAAAGUUACCAUGUUUACAACAUAAAUCUACCCAAUUUGACUCUGUAUCCUGAAGGUUUUCGACACUUCUAUUUGUUAAAUAUCCUCGAUACAGACAUAAGACAAGAACUUCAGGACAACAAAGUUAUCAAUUGGUGUCGUUCGGCAAAAACAUUAUACCCUCUGAAAACAAAAGGUGAUGGAAAUUGUUUGCUCCAUGCCGUUAGUAUGUGUCUGUGGGGACUAGAAGAUGACAAUUUGUUACUCAGACGAUUAUUAUAUGUGUCGCUUGUUCAAGACUCCAGCACACAGAAAAAUUUCCAGAGAAGAUGGCUCUUACGACAGAGAAGAAUGAAUCAGGAAAGACCAUUUGGAUUCAAUGCACAGCUAGAUAAAAAUGAAUGGGAGCGAGAAUGGGAAACUAUUACCAAUGCAGCCAUUGAUCAGCAGAACAGAGAAGCCUUUUUACCAUAUGAUACAUUAGAAGCUGUUCAUCUUUAUGUUCUGGCAAAUAUUUUAAGAAGACCAAUAAUUGUUCUGGCAAGCAAGAACGUGAGAUCAGUUUACGGAAAUAACGUCCAAGAGUGUAAUAUUUCUGGAAUAUAUUUACCUCUCGAAUGGAAGGAAAAUGAAAUAUACCCAUCACCAAUCUUGAUUGGAUAUAGUAUGAACCAUUUUGUACCAUUAGUAACUAAACAAUCGCUAGGAAGAGACAAUGAUGGUGAGCUAGUUGUCCCCCUUGUUUUAUCCGAUCAGACUCCUCUUUUUGUACAAUUUCUUUUACCUGAAGAAGAACCUCUCGUCCAAGAUUUACUGAAAAUGUAUUUAAAACUGAAAUCAGUGCCAAUGACUACCCAAGACUCUGUUUUACAAAUUCCUGUAGCAAAAUUGGAGUUUCAGACAAUUCAAGAUCAUCAUAAUCUAGUUCAAGACCAUUUAUCAGAAUGUUUGCAAAUUUAUGGGUUUUGGUCUAAAGACCCUUCAAGAUCACCCCAAGCCCAAGAACCACCAGUUUUUGUAAACAAUGAAUAUCGUGUAGUUGACCAAGAAAAGGGAACUAUUACCUGUCAGCCCCAAUGCUGGAAUGAAGGAUGUGAAAUGUAUGGUGCUCCGUCCAUCGCUGGAUACUGUCAUAAAUGUUUCAUGGAUUAUACUCGUGAUUACAAGCGAAAUGAAGAUGUGGCGGCCCAGAAUCGGCAGAUAGAAAUGGAACCUACAGCACCACCAGCAUCUUUUGCUACACAACAAAUAUAUGAAAUGUCAAUGAUGGAGGAACAAUGUAAAAAUAAAUGUGGAAACCGAGCUUCCACAAAAACUCAACCAUAUUGUCAUGAAUGUCACCCUUCUGAAAGCCGCAGACAUCAACCUCCAAAUUCCAAUAUGCCAUUAUCAUUACAGGAAACAUUAUCUAAAGGUCAAAAUGAACCCAUUGAUGAUCAAUCAUUGUUUGGUACUGGCCAGUCUAGGACUCCCCCGGGAAGUGGACAUCAAAUGACCAGACAAUCACCUGGUUUCAGUAACUCAUUUACCAGAAUGCAACCUGGGGAAUUACACAGGCAGCAGUGUUCAUCACCACACUGUAAAGAACAUUGUCUGACACUGCAAGCCAAUAAAUGUGCAAAAUGCUUUGUUACCACAGGAUUUACUGAUUUUUCUCCCAGUAAUGAAAACAGUCCGCCUAGUUCCAGGCCUGCUGAGGCUGCAGGCGGUAGAAGUGGGCCAUCAUCGCAGACAUAUGUUCUGAAUGACUUGAAUGAGUUAAGUGGUGCACGUAAUCCACCUAAUUUAAGAUCCUUCAAUCCAGAGGAUCUUCAAUGUAAAACUUUUAAUUGUAAGAACCAUCCUCAUUUCUUCUUAGAAGGGUAUUGCAAUGAAUGUGCCAACAGUAGAAAUAGGAAAAUCGAGACUUAUUCUGUGCGUACAUCUGAUCGGACUCAAGAUAAAGUUAUGCAGACCUCGUUUGUACCUACAACUGCAGAAGGUAAAAAUAUCUGUCUUACACCUGGGUGUUAUGGUCCUAUAGAGCAGGGUGGACUAUGCCAUUCUUGCAUAAUUAGUUCUAGAAGAAGCAGUGACCCUACAGAGUAUGGAGCAGAACAACUAAUAGAAUCGGCUACUCCCUGUCAACAUAUAGCUCCAGACGAGGUCAAUCCUGUUAUUACAAGCCAUAAAGAUAAAGUCAAAUGUGCGUCACCUGUUUGUGAAAAUAUGAUUUACCCGCCAAACCAAAUGUGUGAAACUUGCACUUCAAUAUUGGCUGGUGCACAUGCAAGGUGUAGGUCAACUGAGCAUAAAAGAUUAUCACCAGUACAACAUGGAGUGUGUUACUCCCCUUCUAGACAAAAAUGUAAAGUUGUUGGAUGCCAAUAUUAUGGAGAUUCUAGGACUCAAGGCUACUGUUCUAAAUGUUAUGAAAAAGACAAAAAAGACAAAAUGAAACCACUUCAGAUCAGACAGAUAAAAAAAGGAACAAUUUGUAUUGAACCAGGCUGUGAUAAAUAUGGAGAUGAAAGUAUGUAUUACAGAUGUACUUUUCACUAUAAUGUAUUAAAAGAAAUGUAUGGCGGAUCAGUAGGGCCACCAAGUAGUAGACCAGGAACUAUAAAUACUAGUGUUCCGACAAGUAUUAGUAGGACUGCGCCUGUUACAACCAAUAUAACAAGACCAGGUUUGCCUCUAAGUGCAACAAUACCCGGGGUUACAUCUCCAACUAGGACUUAUCCCAUGCUACCAGCACAGAUAGAACAGUAUAACGUUCCAGAAAGAGAACCUUUAAAUGAUUUAUCACGGACUUCAGUUACCAGUCCGGGAGUGGAACAGAAAUAUUCCCUAGCAAUGUCAAAAGUUGAGAGGGAGCGUAGAAGUAUCAAAUUUUGUAAAGGCGUGGGCUGUAAUAAUUACGGGAAUACUUCUAAGGAAGGGUAUUGUAAUAGUUGUUAUCCUGAGAUCCAGAGGCAAAGAUUAACUGGUAAUGGAGGAAAGCCAGAAUAUAAAGAUCAUUACUGCUGCUAAUAGGACAGGGCUAUUCCAUUAAAAUGUAUGUGGAAUGGUAGGAACUUUCACUAGGAAGGCCAG